Molecule: messenger RNA, 2463 nt
Organism: Gavialis gangeticus (Gharial)
Lineage: Eukaryota; Metazoa; Chordata; Crocodylia; Gavialidae
Gene: SELENBP1
Product: selenium binding protein 1
Exons: 12
Coding region: 105-1520 (471 amino acids)
Molecular function (GO): selenium binding; protein binding
Source: RefSeq, a predicted model, not a curated record
GAGAAAAACAUUUGCUCUGCAAAAUCCAGUGCUGUCAGGCAGACUGCAAACUGCUUUCUUUCAAGUCCUCGGCAGCUGGAAGAUCUGACCAAAAGACAACCAGAAUGGCAGAAUGUGGAGAAUGCGGUCCUGGAUACAAGACUCCUUUGGAUGCCAUGAAAGGUCCCAGGGAGACAAUCAUAUAUUUGCCCUGUAUCUACCGGAACACUGGGAUAAACAAACCUGACUAUCUGGCCACUGUGGAUGUGGAUCCAGAAUCUCCAUGUUACUCUCAGGUGAUCCACCGUCUGCCCAUGCCCAAUGUCAACGACGAGCUCCAUCAUUCGGGGUGGAAUACUUGCAGCAGCUCCUUUGGGGAUGUCAGCAAGAAACGGAACCGGCUGAUUCUUCCCAGUCUGAUCUCUUCCCGCAUUUACGUGGUGGAUGUGGGCACAGACAUGCGGGCUCCCAGGCUCUAUAAGGUUAUUGAGCCAGUGGAAGUAUACUGGAAGUGCAACCUGGCCAAUCCCCACACAACUCACUGUCUGGGUAAUGGUGAGAUCAUGAUCAGUUCCCUAGGUGAACCAUCUGGCAAUGGGAAAGGUGGCUUUAUUUUGCUGGAUGGAAAGACCUUUGAAGUGAAGGGAAACUGGGAGAAAGGGAACAAGAUACCUGCCCUUGGCUACGACUUCUGGUACCAGCCACGGCACAACGUCCUGCUGAGCACUGAAUGGGGAGUUCCAAAGUACAUUGCAAAUGGGUUUAACCCAGCAGAUCUGACAAAAGGGCACUAUGGCCGCUACAUUAAUGUGUGGGACUGGACUACUCAUGCUUUCAUACAAACAAUUGAUUUGGGGGAGGAUUCCAUCCCACUGGAAAUCAGAUUUCUCCACAAUCCUGAUGCUGCAGAGGGGUAUGUCGGGUGUGCCCUGAGCAGUGCGAUCCACCGUUUCUACAAGACUGAGAAAGGAACCUGGGCAGCUGAGAAGGUGAUCCAAGUUCCCAACAAGAAGGUGGAGGGGUGGCUUCUGCCUGAGAUGCCAGGUCUCAUUACUGACAUCCUCAUCUCCCUGGAUGAUAGAUUCCUGUAUUUCAACAACUGGAUCCAUGGAGACCUUCGUCAAUAUGAUAUCUCCAACACCAGGAAACCCAAACUGGUUGGACAGGUGUUUUUGGGAGGCAGUAUCACCAGAGGUGGGCCCGUCACUGUGUUGGAAGACCCAGAGCUGCAGUGUCCACCAGAGUCAUUUGUGAUCAAGGGGAAGAAGGUUGCAGGUGGACCUCAGAUGAUCCAGCUGAGCUUGGAUGGCAAGAGACUGUACAUAACCACUUCCCUUUACAGUGGAUGGGACAAGCAGUUCUACCCAGACCUUAUCAGGGAAGGCUCUGUCAUACUGCAGAUUGAUGUGGACACUGUGAGAGGGGGCCUGACAGUGAAUGAAGAUUUCCUAGUGGACUUUGGGAAGGAACCCCAUGGGCCUGCCCUCGCUCAUGAGAUGCGCUACCCAGGUGGAGACUGCACUUCUGAUAUCUGGGUCUAAUUCUGCUCUUUUGAUAUCCACCCCCUUCCUCCCCACCCACCACCUCCGUCUCUCAUUUUCUCGUAUUUAGCAUAGAUAUGCAAAAGGGCAUAGAUGGAUGUGAUCAGCUGGGGUUCAGUCCAUCUAUCAGUCUGAUGCUGAGCCUCAGAAGCUCUCUCCCUCCCAUGAUACUCUGGCUGAGGCAACUAGGUGAGGCUCUCUGAACCAUAAGGCAUAACGCCUUGCUUAUUUCUCUACCCCUUGCUAUUCAAGAGGGGUUCUGUGUAUUCACUAAUGGCCACAAUCACUGGGGAACAUAGUCAGAUGUUAGGGGGAAGUCUUGCUGAUGUCUCCACCAAAGGAUUCUAGCAGCUGGCUUCAUGUUAGUGUCUCUGAAGUGUUAUUACAGGCACCUUAGCAUCUUGCUGACCUUGCUUAUCUGGCUUAGCACUGAAUUCUUUUGUGCCUCCAUCUCGUAGUCCAGCAAUAAGGAACCCAUAACCUGCCAGCCCAGGGACAUAGCCAGGAUCAAAUACAAUCGGCCACUGAGGCAGUGCAGAAGACCAACUCCUCAAGAUGAAUUGAUUUAGUUACUCCUUUUUAAUCUUGUACAAAAAACUGGUGGAAAGUUGUGGGUUUAUCUCUGCAGUCAAUUUUAAUCAUUCUACAGUUAGGUGUUGUUUAUAUUUGAAAAGUAAAGCAGAUGCAGGUGGGAUGUGGAUUGAAGUGGAGUAGCUGUUCUUUAUAACUCCAUGCCUGUGUGCCCAUCUCCUGCAAAAAGAGUGCCUUGAUCCGAAGCUUAUCCCACCCAUGCAUUGGUCAGUGUUUUAUUGCACGAUGCAGUGUGAGCUGGGCUUGCUCAUGUUCACAAAGCAGGGAGCUGUGUCCCAAAGCUGGAUUGGAUUUCCUCUGUGUGCAGCUCUGCUUUAAAAAAGACAAAUAAUAAAGUUGUUAUUUGCACACA